This is a messenger RNA of Cucurbita maxima (winter squash), 709 nucleotides long. RefSeq lists its product as uncharacterized. The coding region runs from base 337 to 702 and encodes 121 amino acids. Lineage: Eukaryota; Viridiplantae; Streptophyta; Magnoliopsida; Cucurbitales; Cucurbitaceae. The record is from RefSeq and is a predicted model, not a curated record. The transcript has 4 exons.
CCCGUCUGUUUCAUUGAAAGUAGCUUCAUUCCUUCACAGUUCAAAUGAGCGUGAUCUUGCAAGGCCAAUGCCAAUGGCGUCGUUUGAAAGCCAUGUGAUGCAUAUUGCAAGACCGAUCGUACGUUUUUGUUCUCUAUAAUUUACGGUUUUCGCUCGUUUGUUCCUUCUCCAUUCUGGUUCGUCGAUUUCUUUCGUUUAAUUAUUGCUCUUCCUCCUCAAUUUGAUAAUCGUAUUGGCAGUUGGAUUGAACUCUUCGUCGUAUGUAUGAGACUCUGAAUUGAUCCCCUCCGCUUUGCUCCUGGCACAUUAUUCCACUCGCUGCUUUCAGAUUCAAGCAUGGCUCAACAGGAAGAUGGAUGGCCGGGCUUACGGCUAAUGAACGCCAGAGUUGGAUUGGCGGGAAAUCAUCAUGAUCUCUCUGCUUUGUUUUCUUUCAAUACUUUGCGAACUCAUUCUCCUAGCUCCUUCACCGAGUCUUCCUCAGAUCUUGAUACAGAGCUCCAGUGUUGUUUGAACCGGUUGCCGAAGAGAACCAGAAGAUCAGAUGGAGAACAUGUUCAGGAUGGAGAUUUACUUAUCAUUAUCAUCAUUCAGCGAUCGUGUUUGGGGCAGACAAAUCGAGGCAUUCGUCGUUGCUGCAACAUUCAGUCUGUUUACUGCCAAGUUAGUGAACUACAUUUGAUUGAAUCCAUAAAAUCUUAACUAUUAA